AUGCACGAAAGGAAGAAUGAGGAGCUUGGUGAGAUGCGCGCCGUCUGUCCUGUCCGGGAUUGGAACCGAGACCUGAGGUUUCCUGUCAAGAUGGUUCGGUGGCAGGCGCUGGUGGUCGGAGUGGUGGCGGUGAUGCUGCCUCUCACCUCGGCGCUGGUCACCUACUUUUUUCUUACUAUGUUGAAUGAGCCGAUCACUGUGGACGACACCGGCGGACUCAUCAUCAUGCUUGUGAUUGCUAAGCUGCUCCUCUUGUCCGCCCAAGGCAUCUUCCCGAUAGACCUGAACAACGUUUUCUACGGCCUGGUGUACCGCUUCCCGCGAGAUGCUGACAACAGGAACUCCUUCUACCAGGUGCCAGAGGUGGAGGGACUACCGUGCACGCGGAGGCUCCUGUGCGAGCUGGAGACUGCAGCGCGGACCAGCGAUAUCUACCUGCCCAGGGCACCGAAGGAGCAUGAGGGACGAGACCCCAGCGAGGAGGAGGCGCCACAGGAAGUUGACCCCAUUACUGAGAUACAGAUCGAGGCAGUGCGUGCUCUGUACAGGGAGGACGACCCAACGGGAGAGCUGUCCGAACGGGGCCGUCGUGCCGUGAAGGUGGUGGAGGAGCUGACCGGCGCUGCGUGUGAGACAGCUUACCGCUUGUGUCCUGGCAGGUUCACGGCUCCUAUGUAUUAUCGUGUCAUCUUCGAAGAAAUAAACUUCAAGGCUCAUGACCAUGAUCUAUCAGAAUUUUGAAGUACCAGAUGUAACAUGACGUACCGAGUUUUAUGAACUAAGACCAACAGAGACAGACCACGCGGAUUAAGAUGACAAACCACUGCUGAAACAAU
Eriocheir sinensis (Chinese mitten crab) is the source of this 836-nucleotide messenger RNA. RefSeq lists its product as uncharacterized. Bases 1 to 741 code for a protein of 246 amino acids. The transcript is spliced from 6 exons. Lineage: Eukaryota; Metazoa; Arthropoda; Malacostraca; Decapoda; Varunidae. The record is from RefSeq and is a predicted model, not a curated record.